Sphenostylis stenocarpa is the source of this 232-nucleotide messenger RNA. The record is from the annotation of a GenBank genome assembly. Lineage: Eukaryota; Viridiplantae; Streptophyta; Magnoliopsida; Fabales; Fabaceae.
AUGGGAAAUACAAGGGCGACAUGUCGCAGACAGAAGGAGAAGGAGAAGGAGAAGGAGGAUAAGGCAAGGGACAUUAAAAGAGAAACUAAGAAACUAACAUUCUUGAAGAAAUCCAUCAAGUUACUAAUCUCCAAGACUCAUAAAAGAGGUUGUGAAAUCCAAAACAAGUCCAAGAAGGUGUUGAUGGGCAUGAAUUUCGAACACACUCUGAGAAAGUCACCGGUGGAAAGUG